UGUGGCGUGUUCAUUUGCAAGGUGUUGCAAGUUGCAAGUGGUUGCAAGGGUAGAUCUGUUUGAUGUAGCGUCAUCAGGGACCAGGGGUACACAAUUCAGUUUUAAAUUAUCUGUACAGUAUUACACGAAAUCUACUUGUGCUAUGUAAAUAUUUCAAUUGUUUCGAGACUCUCCGGGACCCGGACAUUCAUUGCUUGAGGCCGCGACGUCGUCAUUUCGAGCGGCGCGAAAAGAGGUUAGAUUUAUCCGCAGCUCAUAGAUACUCGUAGAGUAUAAACAUGUCAGAUAAAGAGACGAGCGACGAGAUUCAGAUAAUCUCCGAGAGACUCCAAACUAUCACGACUACCGAGCCGGCGUACAAUAAUGCACAAUCGCAACCACCACAACAACAACAGCAGCAGCAACAGGGGAAGAGUCCACGAAAGAACAAUAACAGUACGACGCGGCAUUCUGUAGACAGCAAAAAGGCUGGUACCACAUCCACCGCCGCGACUGCCGCGGAUGAUAACGUCUUCAUGAGGAGCGUGCCGGAACUCAAUUUACCUGAGAAAAUUCUCCUUGUGAUCGACACGGUAAGGGAGCCGCAAUGCACGCCCUUCAAACUGGGCACGGGCGCGACGUACCUGCCGCUGUUCAUGAUAAAACGUGUGGUGGAGAACUUCGUUGGCGCCAAGUCCACCAUACAGCCUGGGGUACACGAGUACGCGCUGAUGAUCCUGAACUCGCGCGGCGCCUCCUGGCUCUGCGACUAUACCAGCAACACAAAGACCAUUCUCAAUCAUCUGGAGAGCAUCGCGGAGGAUGUGCCGGACGAGGAGCAGAGGACUUAUGACUUGGGCUCGUUGUUCGAGGUGAUACACACGCGAAUAGCGACGCCGGCGAGGAGCCAGCCGAUGUUCACCUCGCGCGUGAUCCUGAUAUACGGACGCUCGAACUCCGUCCCAAAGUUCCACACCGGCCAGAAAUAUCUGACAAACCUGACGGAGAAUCCGUACUUCUUCUUGGACGUGCUGUUCGCCCACGAGCCGCCCAGCGACGACAACAUGUGCGAGGCGGUAUACGCCGAGAUCGCGGCUCUAGACACCACGAAUUUCUCGUAUAUCUUCGAGGUGGGCAGAAACGCCGCCAAGAUACACGACAACAUGGCGAAACUCCUGGCGCAUCCCCUGCAGCGCCCGCCACAGAAGGACGCUUCGUAUACUCUUUAUUCAAUGACAGCCAAUCAAGAAGUACAUACUAAUGUAUAGUGCCGUGUAAAUUUGUUAGCAGAUGGUGCCGAAGUAAAUGAAACGGGAGCUCGGAGAGGAAUUGGAAGCAAGGAAAAAUCCAACAGCUACGAAAUUUGUUUUUUUUUCCAAUAUUACACACCUCGAUUGGUGGGCCUGGCAGUUGUCUGUUUACGAUCAUGAGAGACCGUUUCAUGCCAUCCGCCGGGAUGCAAUGAGGCCGAAAGCAGUCUGUGAUGUU
This is a messenger RNA of Solenopsis invicta (red fire ant), 1467 nucleotides long. Its product is annotated as BRISC and BRCA1-A complex member 1. The record is from RefSeq and is a predicted model, not a curated record. Bases 279 to 1247 code for a protein of 322 amino acids. Gene Ontology annotation, cellular component: nuclear body; BRISC complex; BRCA1-A complex. The transcript has 2 exons. NCBI's taxonomy places the organism in Eukaryota, Metazoa, Arthropoda, Insecta, Hymenoptera, Formicidae. Gene Ontology annotation, biological process: double-strand break repair; protein K63-linked deubiquitination; mitotic G2 DNA damage checkpoint signaling.